Gossypium arboreum is the source of this 1916-nucleotide messenger RNA. Its product is annotated as probable glycosyltransferase At5g03795. The transcript has 4 exons. Gene Ontology annotation, molecular function: glycosyltransferase activity. The record is from RefSeq and is a predicted model, not a curated record. The coding region runs from base 291 to 1916 and encodes 541 amino acids. NCBI's taxonomy places the organism in Eukaryota, Viridiplantae, Streptophyta, Magnoliopsida, Malvales, Malvaceae.
AAGUAGAGAGACUCGGUGAUUGGAUGAGAAGGGUGAAAUUGGAAAAUUAAAAACAAAAUUGCAUGAAGAAACUCGAAUAAAGAGAACAUAAACUGGAAGACGCUUGUCAUUCAUGUUUAUACUUUUAAUACCCUUUUUCUUGGUUUUUCUUUCCACCUGUUUCUUACUUAUCAAAAACAAAAAUUUAUAAAGAACAAAACAAGAAAUCACCUCCUUUUAGAGCUUUGAAAGAUGAUUUUUUGGUAGCAAACAGAUUGUAAAUACCAAAAAAAAAAAUAAAAAAGGAAGAAAUGAGUGGGGAUAGGUUCAAAAACUGUUUUCUUCCGACGCCGGCAGGUUCUUCAUCAACGGCGAUCAAGCUUUUGAUGAUUACAGUUCCAUUGAUUCUUGUUUCGUUCUUCAUUUUCCUUUUGGUUCCGAGGAAUUCAAGUUAUUGGGUUUAUGUUUCUCCUUCUGGAAAUAGCAGUACUGGGAAUUUCGGUGCAGUUAGUGAAGAAGUAUCAACGGCGGCGGAAGCGGUGGCUGUGUCGGGUGAGGCGGCGCUUAAUCGGUCAUCUAAUAAGUCACUUGAUGUUGAAGCUCAAGUCAUGGAAAUUCGCGAAUUUGAUGAAACAAAGGAAGAUAGCUUAAAUAUCACCACCAACGAGCUAAACAACUUAAACAUUUCCGUCACCGGUGUCCCGAACGCUACGAUAUCCCUGAACGAGUCGAUAUCUCUUCCUUUAAAACGAAACCGACGAGUCCGAACCAAAUUGGAUAAGCUCGAAGCAAGACUGCAACGAGCUCGAGCCGCGAUCAAAGACGCUAAAAACUCGAGUCAAUUACUGGAUCCCGAGUACGUUCCGAUAGGUCCCAUGUAUUGGGAUGCUAAGGCCUUUCACAGGAGUUAUAUGGAAAUGGAGAAACAAUUCAAGGUGUUUGUAUAUAAAGAAGGGGAGCCCCCGGUGUUUCAUGAUGGUCCUUGCAAGAGCAUAUAUUCAAUGGAAGGAAACUUCAUCUACCAAAUGGAUGUCAACACGAAGUUCCGAACUAACGAUCCCGAAAAAGCUCAUGCUUUUUACCUUCCGUUCAGUGUAGCGAAGAUGGUCCAAUUCGUUUAUUUGCGCGACUCGCGUGAUUUUGGUCCCAUCAGACGGACCGUCAUCGACUAUGUCAAUGUUGUAUCGGAGAAAUACCCGUAUUGGAAUCGGAGCCUCGGCGCUGAUCAUUUCAUGCUUGCUUGCCAUGAUUGGGGGCCGGAAGCUAGCUUUUCGAAUCCUUACUUAGGAAAGAACUCGAUCCGUGCUCUUUGCAAUGCAAACACUUCGGAAAAAUUCAACCCGGUUAAGGAUGUGUCCAUUCCGGAAAUGAACCUUCGAACUGGCAAAUUAACCGGUUUGAUCGGCGGGCCAUCGGCAUCUCGAAGACCAAUCUUGGCUUUCUUUGCAGGAGGGGUUCAUGGACCUAUACGACCCAUCCUACUUGAGCAUUGGGAAGGUAAGGAUGAUGAGAUCAAAGUACAUAAAUACCUUCCGAAAGGUAUUAAUUACUACGAAAUGAUGAGAAGUAGUAAAUACUGCCUUUGCCCUAGUGGUUACGAAGUUGCGAGCCCGAGAAUCGUCGAGGCACUCUACAACGGAUGCGUCCCGGUGCUAAUAUCGAAAAGCUACGUGCCACCAUUCAGUGAUGUGCUGAGGUGGAAGUCGUUCUCGGUGGUGGUUUCGGUCGAGGAUAUCCCGAGAUUGAAGGAAAUACUAAUGAAGAUAUCAUCGAGGCAAUACAUACGAAUGCAGAGACGAGUGUUGCAAGUUCGGAGACAUUUCGAGUUUCAUUCGCCACCGAAGCGAUUCGAUGUGUUCCAUAUGAUCCUUCACUCCAUUUGGCUAAGAAGAUUGAAUGUUAGGGUCAGUGAUGGUAACGAUGUUAUGCCCAAUUGA